CAAAUAGGAACUACUAUAAGUCCUGACGGUACCAAUCCUCAUAAUUCAUCUCGGCCUCUCUCAAAUCUACAACUACUCCUCCCCCGUUCUGCCGUUCACAGCUGUCUGAUUGCGGAUAUUGAUGGCUGCAGCCGUCUCCACCAUUGGAGCUGUCAACCGAGCACCGCUGAGCUUGAAUAGCACUGGUGCUGGAGCUUCAGUUCCAAGCUCAGCCUUCUUAGGCAGCAGCUUGAAGAAGGUGACCUCUAGAUUCAACAACUCCAGGGUUUCCAUUGGGAGCUUCAAGGUUGUGGCAGAGGUUGAAGAGGACAAACAGACCGCCAAGGACAAAUGGAAAGGCCUUGCUUUCGACACAUCCGAUGACCAGCAAGACAUUACCAGAGGAAAGGGUAUGGUUGACUCGCUCUUCCAGGCUCCCACGGGAUCUGGAACUCACUAUGCCGUCAUGAGUUCUUACGACUACAUCAGUACCGGACUUCGCCAGUACAACUUGGACAACAACAUGGAUGGUUUUUACAUUGCACCUGCCUUCAUGGAUAAGCUUGUUGUUCACAUCACCAAGAACUUCAUGACCCUACCCAACAUCAAGAUUCCUCUCAUCCUGGGUAUUUGGGGAGGUAAAGGUCAAGGGAAAUCUUUCCAGUGUGAGCUUGUCUUUGCCAAGAUGGGAAUCAGCCCCAUCAUGAUGAGUGCUGGAGAACUGGAAAGUGGGAACGCAGGAGAGCCUGCAAAAUUGAUCAGGCAAAGGUACCGUGAGGCAGCCGAUAUAAUCAGGAAGGGAAAAAUGUGCUGCCUCUUCAUCAACGAUCUGGAUGCAGGAGCUGGUCGACUUGGUGGAACCACCCAAUACACAGUCAACAACCAAAUGGUUAAUGCAACUCUCAUGAACAUUGCUGAUAACCCAACAAAUGUCCAGCUCCCCGGUAUGUACAACAAGGAGGAGAAUCCACGCGUCCCCAUCAUAGUCACUGGAAACGACUUCUCAACACUUUAUGCUCCUCUCAUCCGUGAUGGUCGAAUGGAGAAGUUCUACUGGGCACCUACUCGGGAAGACCGCAUUGGUGUCUGCAAAGGAAUCUUCCGGAGUGACAACGUUGCCGAAGAUGACAUUGUCAAGGUUGUUGACACCUUCCCAGGCCAAUCAAUCGAUUUCUUUGGUGCCCUGAGGGCCAGAGUUUAUGAUGACGAAGUGAGGAAGUGGGUUUCUGGUGUUGGUGUGGAGGGCGUUGGGAAGAAACUUGUGAACUCAAAGGAAGGACCUCCAACUUUCGAGCAGCCCCAGAUGACCCUCGAGAAGCUCCUGGAGUACGGAAACAUGCUGGUCCAAGAGCAAGAGAAUGUGAAGAGAGUCCAGCUUGCCGACAAGUACUUGAGCGAGGCUGCUCUUGGAGAUGCCAACCAGGAUGCUAUCAAGAGAGGAACUUUCUAGGGUUAGCUCCUUGACCCUAGAGGCCGUGAUGGGAGGCAAAGCAGCCCAUGCAGCAAGUGAAGAUUCCUGUCCUUGAAGGUUGUACUGAUCUAAAUGCAGAGAACUUUGAUCCAACUUCUAUGAGUGAUGUUGGGAGGUGCACGUACAUUUUCUAAGCCUUGUCUAGGUUAAUUUUCGGAGAAACGCUUUUAAAGGAUUUUAGAUAGACAAUAUUAAUGUUGUUACCAUGUUUGAAUGGAUUGGAUUGGAUCCUGAUCUAA
This is a messenger RNA of Juglans microcarpa x Juglans regia, 1689 nucleotides long. RefSeq names its product ribulose bisphosphate carboxylase/oxygenase activase, chloroplastic. Bases 122 to 1429 code for a protein of 435 amino acids. The transcript has 7 exons. Lineage: Eukaryota; Viridiplantae; Streptophyta; Magnoliopsida; Fagales; Juglandaceae. The record is from RefSeq and is a predicted model, not a curated record. Gene Ontology annotation, cellular component: thylakoid; chloroplast stroma. Gene Ontology annotation, molecular function: ATP binding; ribulose-1,5-bisphosphate carboxylase/oxygenase activator activity; ATP hydrolysis activity.